Molecule: messenger RNA, 707 nt
Organism: Vitis vinifera (wine grape)
Lineage: Eukaryota; Viridiplantae; Streptophyta; Magnoliopsida; Vitales; Vitaceae
Exons: 1
Coding region: 1-516 (171 amino acids)
Source: RefSeq, a predicted model, not a curated record
AUGGAAGCUGCGAGAGGAGAAAAAGAUGGUGGAUUGCUACGCACACUUCGACCACCGCGUCUCGAAGACGCCGGUCUGGAAGACUGCGCCCUCCCUCCUGAUUCCAUCAAAGAAGCCUUCCUCAAAGCUGCCACCGCCGUCCGAUCACGGGCCGGCUCAAUCCUCACUACCGAUAACGACGAGGACGAUGAUGACUGCCUGAAUGGCCCAUGGCCCACCGCCACAGGCAAGUCCGACUCUCUGCCCGGAAUCUCGCCGGAAGGGGAAACCCCAGGCGCUUGUGGCAACCAGAAAGGGGGAGGCAUCCCGGGGGUGAUGGGAGACGAGGUGGGUGCCGGCGUCACCGAUGCGACAAAGGCGGAGGAGAAGUCAGAUAAGGUAGUGGGAGGUGAGUUGCGGGAGGAAGGAAAGGAAUGUGUGGAUGCAUUGCAGGGUCUGAAGAUCGGAGAGAAGGGUAAAAGCGGAGUGGAGGAGGAAGAACCUGAUAAACCCGUACUAGGGGCAGACUUGAUGUGAAAUUCUAGACUCUCCAAUCGUGGAGAGGAGGGGGGUGAUGGUUUCUGCUAUGGUUUUCUUUGGGGCAAAGGAAUUUGGUGCGUAUUAUGAUGAGAUUUUGAGGCUUUUGUUGUAUUAUUUUCCUUGUUUUGGGUUAUGAUUUAUUGUCAGGGCUAUACAUAUAUAUAUAUAUGAAAUAAUUUGAUCUUAAA